AACUCAACAGGAACAACAAACAGGCUUGCAAACAACAAGCGGUUGGGACACGGCGUGUCGAGCAAGUUGCCCACUUGCGCCUCGUUCCGCAGAGCACGUUCAACACAGCUUAUUAUAGAACCACUAUGGCCUAAGUGCUCCCGGUGCGCCCAGACCUGAGCGGUCGGGGCGGAGCUAGACCCUUGCCUUGCGGCAGCUGACAGUAGGCGCCAGGGCUCAACACGCAAGGCCCUGGUCGCUGGCUCAAAGCGUUUUAGGGACAUGGAACACUUAUCAAAAGCCUUUGCGGCCGUUAGCAGGACAGUGCAGUCGGCCUCGGAACUCUUGCGCGACAAGGAGCUGCGCGACAAGGGGAUCCAGACUGUUAUCUCCGGAGCCCAGAGCCGGUUGCAGGGCCUGCAGAAUGGCAUCGUGCAGCGCGCCGGGCGGAUUGGCGAGCGGCUGCAGGACCGGCAGCGGCAGCUGGCGUCCCUGCUGGCCUCCCUGGAGGAGCGGCUGUACAGCAGCCAGCGCACCUGGCAGCUGCAGGCCAGCCGCCGCCAGCGGGUGGACGUGCAGCUGGGGCGCAGCCUGUUCACGGACGCGCCGCAGGAGGUGCGGGCGCGGCUGUGGUACGUGCUGCUGGAGAACCCCAACCUGGCGGCGCCCAUCAAGUGCCAGCACCCGGGGCCGGUGCCCAACCGCCCCUCGGUGUACGACGACGAUGACGACGACGACUCGGCCAGUACGACGCUGGCGGUCUCGGCGCGGGAGGCCUCCACCCGGAGCACCGCCACGGGCGUGAACGACCGAGUCAGUGUCGCGCCGGGCGCAAGCGGCGGCAUCAACACGGGCGUGGCCCGGGCGGCGGGCGCCGCCGCCGCGGCGGCGGCUGCGGCGGACGCCGACGGCGGGCUGGCGCCGAGCAGUAGCAGCAGCAGCCUGGCGGCUGUGGCGGCGGCGGCGCUGGGUUUCGGGCGGAGCACCAGCACGGCCAGCACCAACAGCCCCAGCGUGGUGCGGAAAACUAGCAACAACAACGACGGCGGUGUUGGUGUUGGCGGCAGCGCCGCCUCCGUCACCGGCACCCCUCCACCAACCCGCCUCCGCACCGGCACCGGCGCCGCCGAGUCCUCCGCCGGCGGCAACGACUCCACAGUCAUCCCUUGCGCUGCCGGCGCGCCCUCGACCCCGGCGCCAUCCGCCGUGUCGGCGCCAACCGCCGCCGCCGCUUUCGACGUCGAUGGUUGGGAGUUGGUGGGCGGCGCCGCCGGCCUGGGGUCGUUCGAGACGGCGGGGUUGGGCAUGGGCGGCCUGGGUCUGGGCGGCGGCUCGGGUAUCGGCAGCGGCCCCUCGGCGGGCGCUAUGGCCAUGGCGGUGCCGGAGGCGGUGCGCAUCAUCACGGAGCGGCUGGAGGCGCUGGGUCCCCUGCCGCUGGACGAGUCCCAGGGCUCCGACCCGGUGGCGGUGGCGCAGCAGGCGGUGCUGGAGGCCAUGCUGCAGGUGCCCUGGGAGGCGGGCGAGGGGCUGCCUGCUGACGUGGCGCCCGACAGCCGCUUCGCCAUGCUGAACGAGAUGACGGCGGGCCAGGAGGAGGUGGACGACUCCAUCCUGCGCGACAUCCACCGCACCUUCCCCGAGCACCCCUACUUCGGGCUGGAGGCGGGCCAGCGCAGCCUGUUCCGGGUGCUCAAGGCCUACUCGCUGCACGACCUGGAGGUGGCGUACUGCCAGGGCAUGGCGUUCAUGGCGGGCGUGCUGCUCAUGUACGUGCCGGAGGAGAUGGCGUUCAGGCUGUUCUGCCGGCUGAUGGAUGGCGAGGGACCCAACCUGCGCCGCCUGUACCUGCCCGGGCUGGAGCCGCUCAAGGCCGAGCUGGCCACCUUUGAGCUGCUGCUGAGCUGGCGGCUGCCGGAGUUGGGGGCGCACCUGUCCGAGUUCGGGCUGCCGCCGGUGCUGUACGUCAGCCAGUGGCUCAUGACGGUCUUUGCCACGCCCUUCCCGCCGCCCUUCUGCGCGCGUGUCAUUGACGUGCUGCUGCAGGACGGCAACGACCGGCUGCUGCUGCGCUGCUCCUACGCGGUGAUGGAGGCGCUGGAGCCGGAGCUGCUGGCCAGGCACGACUUCCAGGCGCUCAUCACCUACCUCAAGAUGGAGCCGGUCAGUUGGGGUCUGGGCCGCCAGCGCGCCAUCUUCGAGUCCGCGCUGGCCUCGCCCAUCACCGACGCCGAGAUAGAGGUGGCGCGAGACACAGUCGCCUCCCGACACCUGCUGGCGGCGGCGCUGGGCGGCAGCGGCGCCGCCGGCGCCGGCAGCGGCAUGGCGGGUGGAGGCGGGGCAGGAGGAGCAGGCAGCGCGUUUGGGGGUGCGGCGGGUGGUGUGCAUGGCGGCGGCGGCGGCAGUGGCGCGGAUGAGCUGGCGGCGUCCAGCGCACCGGGGCCGCUGGCGCAGCUGCUUGCAGGUCAGGACUCCUUCAAGAAGGAGGUGGACGCAGCGCUGGCCAUGGCGGCAGCGGCGGGUGCGGGCGCGGGCGCCGAGGGCGGCGCCGGCAGCAGCAGGGACGGCGCUGGCGGCGCCGCCGGGCCGUCGGGCGCGGGCGGCGGCGCCGCCGCCGCUGGUGCGACGGCCCGCGGGCACGGGCGCGGCGGCGAUAUGAUUGCUAUGGAGGACGAGGGGGACGAGGCACCGGCGCCAGGGUCAGCAGCGGCAGCAGCAGCGGCAGCGGGGAUAGCGGGCCUGGGGAUAGGCGCGCUGGGUGCAGCCGAAGCUUCGGCUGGCGGGCAGCGCAGCGGCCACGGCAUCGGCCACGGCCACGGGCACAGCCUCAGCGGCGGCCGUAGCUCCGCCAUCGACGCCGGCCCCGGCGCCCCCGGCUCUCACCCCCACCCCCAUAGCCGCCACCGCACCUCGCCGCCGGCACCUGACGUCAUGGACGAGCCGCUGGCUGUCGGCGGCGGCGGCGGCGGCGUGGUCAGCGCUGCCGAAGCCGCCGCGGCCCUUGGGCAGCCGCCGGCAGUAGCAGCGGCGGGGCUCUUCGACGACCCGCUGCUGGACGGGCUGGGGCUGCUACAGCCGCACCCGGCGCCUGAGCUGGAUGGCGAGUAUGGGGAGAUGUUGAUGGACGCGGGGUUGCUACUGCCGGAGGUGGGGACCGACAUGGCAGCUGUAGCAAACGCUGCCGGCGGCGGCGGCGCAGGCGGCUUCGGGCUGUUGGACUCCCUGGGGUUAGGAGGCGACACCGCGAUCCAGCGGCCUGCAGGCGGCAACGGUGGAGGUGCAGGUGAUUUGUUGCUAGAUUGAGGGUGCGUGGUUGGAAAGAGUGCAGACCUAGGUCUACAGCCGUGGUCUAAAGCGGAGCUUAUUGCUCUCAGAUAAUGGGACGACGCAGGAAAGCCUUGGUGCGGAAAGAGACGCAAUGCAGAGCAAGUCACUGGCGACGCGUAAGAAACGUGGUACCGUAUGUGCAUGGAUGCGAGCGACAGCAGCAGACGCAGAUAUGGAGGCGCGCAGGCUGUUGCAGAGGGUUUGCAGGCACAGCUUCUGAGGUGCCCGGCACUGGUUAGGCCAGGGACAGGAGCACGCCGUACUAAUAGUUGGUUGGCACAGUACGGUAGUGAGCGACGAGGUGUGAAUGCUGCGUCAAAGUGGUCCUGAUGAUGGCUAGCUGCCAGGGGUUGGCCGGCAGCGCCCCUUUGUGUCCGUGGAGUUGGCUCUGCGCUGUAAUGGUAGAGUCUUAUACGCGGCUGCAUUAGAAUGGGGGGCCUCCACAAAAUGACUGGAGCGCGAACUGCUGAAUGCUGACACGAUGUGCAUGUAAGGACCGAAGUUGGUCCCACCAACAACCAACACUACCGACACACUAAUCGAGCAAGCGCGGUUCUGGAGUGUGGACUUCGGUUGGCCUUCCAGUUCCGUAGCCGCACUAUUGUGUACGAGGGCCCUUUUAAAAGCCAUAA
Molecule: messenger RNA, 3935 nt
Organism: Chlamydomonas reinhardtii
Lineage: Eukaryota; Viridiplantae; Chlorophyta; Chlorophyceae; Chlamydomonadales; Chlamydomonadaceae
Exons: 15
Coding region: 262-3279 (1005 amino acids)
Source: RefSeq, a predicted model, not a curated record